This is a messenger RNA of Schistosoma turkestanicum, 2097 nucleotides long. NCBI's taxonomy places the organism in Eukaryota, Metazoa, Platyhelminthes, Trematoda, Strigeidida, Schistosomatidae. The record is from the annotation of a GenBank genome assembly.
AUGUUGAUAUUUAUUCGUGGUUUAUCUGGUGCAGUUACACCUGUCAAUGUAAGUCCACAUGAGAGCGCAUUGUCAGUAAAAAUAAGGAUGUUUUACUUGAAAAAUAUACCUAUACAUGAUCAACAUUUAUUAUACUCUGGUGUUGAAUUAACAGAUCAAACAAUAUUAUCAACUGUAAAUAUUGGACAUGGUGCUUUAUUACUCCUUGUUUUAGGCUUAAAAACUGGACCAUUAGGUCGAUAUGAUUUAUGCUCAUCAAUUCAUCAAAAAUAUUCCACUGGUGAAAUGUCAUCACAGUCUUAUUCUCUUUUGAAUACCACUACUACUAAUAAUAAUAACAGUAGUAAUGACGAAAUGGAAUAUACACGUUUAUUAUCCCUAUUGACAUCUUCUUCUUCGCCUCAUUCAUUUACAUCAUCAUUAACUCCAACAGUUGUUUUCCCAUCGACCAUGUAUAUCACAACACCUUUGAUCAAUACAACAUCGAAUCAAUUAAAACAAAUGGAAACAAAUCUUUUCGUGAAUUCAUUGGGAUCCUACAAUAAUGAUGAGGUUAAUCAUGAUAAUAAUGAGAUUAUUGAUAAUUCCAAUCAUUUCAUAUCAUCGCAUGAAGAUGAUGAUGCUGAUGAUGAUGACGAUGAUCAAAUCAAUCAGAUUGCUGAAAUUCUCGGUUAUGCUAUUGAUGAAAAUGAACAUUUGUCAUUAUCAUCUUCAUCUGCAUUGUAUGAUGUAAGCAAUGAACAUCAAAUGUAUAAUGAUACUACUGAUGAAAUGAAUUGUCAGUAUUAUUAUAAUAAUGAUGAACAAUUAUUUCAGCCACAAUUUCAUUGGUUAAUACCAUCGAACUAUAAUUUCACGCAACAUUUACUCAGCAUACCAGAAACGAAUUCACAUUUAUUAUGCAACAAUAUGAAUUCUAACAAUCCUGAAAUCAAUACAUCUAUUCCUACUACUGCUACCACAACCGCCAUCAUCAAUACUGAUCUCCUGAAUUCUUCCGCUGAUCAACUCAAAUCUAAUUCCCACUUGUGUUCACCUUCUUCAAAGCAGUCCUGUUUAUCUUCACCAAAUGUCAAUGUUAUUGUCGAUAAUGACAACAAUAAUAUCAGAAAUAAUCUUACACCCAUCGGUAUCCAAAAAUCUAUCCCUAAUAACAAUGAAACAACUGCUAUCGUUGUCCGUGAUGUUGAUGGUGUUCAUUCCGACAGACACUGUUCCAGCUCAAAUACUCUCCCGUUAUUGAAUACUACUACUACUACCACUGCUACGACUAUAUCAAACCCACCGAUUUUAUCCAAUGAGAAUUAUCUCACAAAUUUAUUAAUCAACAACAAUAAUUCAACUAAUAUUCAUUUCCUCAAUCCAUUGUCAAUUAGUUCGCCAUGUUCAUAUUCAUUUUAUUUAACUAUGCAAAUGAAAUUAUCCUUAUUGUUCAAUAGUCAAUAUUUGUCUAAUCAUUCAAUAUCAUCAGAUAUUAAUGGUGUUGUUAUGAAUAAAAGAAGAAGUAAAUCACCUGCAAAUAAAUCUUCCAAAUUAUCGCUGAAUCAAAAUGAUUUUCCACAGAAUAUUACCGAGAAAUUAUUAACUCCUAUUGAUAAUUUUUCACAAAUCUAUUCAUUGAAUACUACUGUCACUAAUGAUACAUCUUCAUCAGAUUCACUUCAAUCAUUAUCAUUGCCUUCUUCUCACACUGCAACUACACAUUCAAAUCAAUCCAGAUGUUAUGAAUGCCAUAGACGAACUCGAUUAGCUUGUGGUUUUAGUUGUCGAUGUGAACGAUGGUUCUGUUCAAGACAUCAUCAUCCAGAAGAUCAUCAAUGUAAUUUUCAAUUUAAAACAAUGAUGAAUUUAACAUUGAAAUAAAAAAAAAAGGAGAAAAUAUUAAUUUUGAUACUUGACUUUGUUUUGUGCACUUCUCUGUGUGUGUGUGUGUGUGUGUGCAAUGCGUACGUCAAAAUGAGAUGAGAUUGUGGUACAAGUGGAAAUUUUAUUUCAACCUCAUUGUGUAUAUUAAGUAAUUAAUUAAUUUUUUUGCCUUUCAUAUUGAAAUUCAUUUAGUAAUUUAGAUUUUCUAUUAUUCAUUUUAAUCAAUGAAUU